This is a messenger RNA of Nakaseomyces glabratus, 1632 nucleotides long. RefSeq names its product D-lactate dehydrogenase (gene DLD2). The record is from RefSeq and is a predicted model, not a curated record. Gene Ontology annotation, cellular component: mitochondrion. Gene Ontology annotation, molecular function: catalytic activity; FAD binding. NCBI's taxonomy places the organism in Eukaryota, Fungi, Ascomycota, Saccharomycetes, Saccharomycetales, Saccharomycetaceae.
AUGAUGUUAAAGUGUGGCAGGCAGUACAGGAUUGUUUCGAAGAAUGCCAGCAGAGUGCUGAAUAGCACUGCCGUUAGUGGCAGAAACAGAUUGGGACUUUACAUGCAGCCAUUGUUGACCAUGGCAGCUUAUACUCGAACAUACUCUUCGAAACUACCACCACGUUUAACAGCAGAGACAUACCCAGAAGUGAAAAGAGAUGGCAGGUUUAAGUCUUUGGCUAAAGAUGAUAUUGACUAUUUUAAAUCUAUCCUGUCUGAAACCGAGUUAUUAGAAGGAAAUGAUAGUAAUGACUCAUUGGCAGCUUACAAUGAAGAUUGGAUGAGGAAAUACAAAGGUCAAAGUAAGUUAUUGUUGAAACCAAAAACUGUGGAACAAGUCUCAAAGAUUAUCAAAUACUGUAAUGAUAAUCGACUUGCUGUAGUUCCUCAAGGUGGUAAUACCGGCCUUGUUGGUGGAUCUAUCCCUGUUUUUGAUGAAAUAAUUUUAUCUCUCGCUAACUUGAACAAAAUAAGAGAAUUUGAUCCAGUAAGUGGAAUUUUUAAAUGUGACGCCGGUGUUAUCCUAGAAGCUGCAAAUGAGUAUUUGGAGAAGAAUGGUUACAUCUUCCCUCUGGAUUUGGGUGCUAAGGGUUCCUGUCAUGUUGGAGGUGUGGUAGCUACAAAUGCUGGAGGUUUAAGAUUACUGCGCUAUGGUUCAUUACAUGGAUCUGUUCUAGGUUUGGAAGUUGUUCUACCAAAUGGGAAGAUUGUAAAUAGUAUGCAUUCCCUAAGAAAAGACAACACUGGUUAUGAUAUAAAACAAUUAUUUAUUGGUUCAGAGGGUACGAUUGGUAUUAUUACAGGGGUUUCCAUUUUAGCACCUCCAAAGCCAAAGUUCACUAACGUCUGUUUCUUAUCACUUGAAGAUUACGAAUCCGUCCAAAAAGUAUUUGUGAAAGCAAGGCAAGAGCUGUCAGAGAUUAUAUCUGCUUAUGAAUUUAUGGACAAUAAGUCUUUGAGCUUAACUAAAGAUCAUUUGGAAGGCGUACCUUUCCCACUGGAAGAUGAACAUCCUUUUUAUGUUUUGAUCGAAACUUCUGGAUCAAACAAAGAGCAUGAUGAUGCAAAACUUGAAGCUUUCUUAGAGUUAGCAAUGGAGGAAGGUUUAGUGACUGACGGUGUUGUGGCACAAGAUGAAACAGAGCUAGCUAAUCUAUGGCAAUGGAGAGAGAUGAUUCCUGAAUCAAGUCAAUCCAAUGGUGGUGUAUAUAAAUAUGAUGUUUCUUUACCAUUGAAGAGUAUGUACUCUCUAGUUGAGGCUGUAAAUGACAGAUUAACUCAGCAUGGUCUCCUAGGUGAAGCACCAAAGCCAGUUGUUUCAGCUAUUGGAUAUGGGCAUAUAGGUGAUGGUAACCUUCAUUUGAAUGUUGCAGUUCGUGAAUAUACGAAAGAGGUAGAGAAAUGCUUAGAACCCUUUGUAUAUGAGUUCAUUCAAAGACACCAUGGUUCUGUGAGCGCUGAACAUGGGCUGGGUUUCCAGAAGAAGAAUUACAUUCAGUAUUCGAAAACCCCUGAGGAGAUUGAGAUGAUCAAAUCUAUAAAAAAUCAAUACGAUCCGAACUCCAUCUUGAAUCCUUACAAGUAUAUCUGA